AAUGGCUUCUGAGUCAAGAUUAGAAGAGCUAAACUUUGUUUUGAUACCAUUACUUGCUGUAAGUCACAUCAUACCAAUGGUAGACAUUGCCAAAUUGUUAGCACAAAGAGGCGUGAUUGUCACUUUAGUCAUGACGCCUCUCAAUGCUAUCCGAUUUACUGCAGUAAUUGAUCGCGCCAUCGAUUCUGGACUCCUCAUUCGGGUACUUCAUCUCCGAUUUCCAGCCAAGGAAGCCGGAUUGCCAGAGGGAUGUGAAAGUGUCGAUCUUCUACCCGGUCUAGAUCAUCGAAGAAAUUUCUUUACUGCAAUUGAUAUGCUACAAGACCAAGCUGAAAAAUUGCUUCAAGAGAUGAAGCCUAAGCCGAGUUGCAUUAUUUCCGAUAUGCAUAUUGCUUGGACAGCUGAGACAGCUGAUAAGUUUCAGAUUCCGAGAAUUAUUUUUGAUGGAAUGAGUUGUUUCAAUCAAUUGUGUAUGCAUAAUUUGUAUAUCAUGAAGGAUCAAAACAGAAUCCCUGAAUUAGGCCAUUUUGUGAUCCCUGAUUUGCCUGAUAGAAUUGAAGUAACUAAAGUUCAGCUGCCUGGAACGUUUAAUCCCUCGUCAGUUCACGUGCAAGAUUUUCGAGACAAAAUACGAGCAGCUGAAAUAAGUGCCUAUGGGGUUAUAAUCAAUACUUUCGCGGAGUUGGAAGAAAGUUAUGUUGAUGAAUUCAGAAAAUUUAAAGAUGGUAGAGUUUGGUGUAUUGGGCCUUUGUCUCUCUGUAACAAUGAGAGUCUAGAUAAAGCGCAGAGAGGGAAUAAGACGUCAUUUGACGAAGAGGAACGUUUGAAGAAAUGGCUUGAUUCAUGGCAGCCUGAGUCUGUUGUGUAUGUGUGUUUGGGAAGCCUUAGUCAUACCACAGUUGUACAAUUUGUGGAACUGGCUUUAGGCCUGGAAGCAUCAGGUUAUCCGUUUAUUUUAGUCGUAAAAUCAGGGGAAAGACAAGCACCAAUAGAGGAUUGGAUAUCGGAAAAUGGAUUUGAAGAAAGAACAAAAGAGAGAGGACUUUUGAUCCGGGGAUGGGCACCACAAGUAGUAAUUCUAUCGCACCCUACAAUUGGUGGGUUCUUGACUCAUUGUGGUUGGAAUUCGUCCCUUGAAGGGAUUAGUGCUGGUGUGCCUAUGAUCACUUGGCCUUUAUUCGCGGAGCAGUUCUUAAACGAGAGAUUUUUAGUACAUGUCUUGAAGACGGGCGUGGGUGUUGGAUCUCAGGAAGUUGUGCAUCUCGGUGAGGAAGAGAAAUAUGAAGUCCAAGUGACCAAAGAAGAAGUGACGAAAGCCAUAAAAGAAGUGAUGGACAAAGAGAAAGAAGGAAAUAAUAGGAGAAUAAGAGCCAAAGAAGUUGGAGAAAUGGCAAAAAAAACUAUAGAAGGAGGUGGAUCUUCUCAUCUCAGUUUGACACUGCUAAUCAAAGAAGUACAAGAAUUCAACUCAACCAAAUAGCUUAAAAUGA
Molecule: messenger RNA, 1490 nt
Organism: Solanum verrucosum
Lineage: Eukaryota; Viridiplantae; Streptophyta; Magnoliopsida; Solanales; Solanaceae
Product: UDP-glycosyltransferase 73C3-like
Exons: 1
Coding region: 2-1480 (492 amino acids)
Molecular function (GO): UDP-glycosyltransferase activity
Source: RefSeq, a predicted model, not a curated record